Cicer arietinum (chickpea) is the source of this 1286-nucleotide messenger RNA. Its product is annotated as clathrin light chain 2-like. Gene Ontology annotation, molecular function: clathrin heavy chain binding; structural molecule activity. NCBI's taxonomy places the organism in Eukaryota, Viridiplantae, Streptophyta, Magnoliopsida, Fabales, Fabaceae. The record is from RefSeq and is a predicted model, not a curated record. Gene Ontology annotation, biological process: clathrin-dependent endocytosis; intracellular protein transport. Gene Ontology annotation, cellular component: clathrin coat of trans-Golgi network vesicle; plasma membrane; clathrin coat of coated pit.
GUUCUGUUAAUACUUAUAACUAAAAGACGAUUGUCAAUUAGUCACACAGUCUCUGUUUCUCUAUCAACUUUCUCCAUUCCGUUUAAAGCGUUUCAUAGAAAAGAAAGAGAGAGAAACCCGAAGACAUGUCCUUCACCGUCGACGACCACCACUUCGCUGCCGGCGACGACACCUUUUCCGGAUACGGCGGAUACUCCAGCUUCUCCGGCGAAGAUAUCCCCGUAGAUCACUCAACAGCAGCAGUGGAGUCGCCGGAAAUAUUUGGCUUCAGCGAUCAGGAUCCGAGUUACGCUCAGUCUCCCUUCGAACCGGUGCACGUAAUGGAGAACGGUAACGGAUACGGCGACGACGGAAUUUUUGUCUCCGACGGACCGGUGCUUCCACCGCCCGGGGAGAUGGAGCCAGAGGAAGGUAACGUCCUUCGGGAAUGGCGCCGUCAAAAUGCCAUUGAGCUAGACGAGAAGGAGAAAAGGGAAAAAGAAAUGAGACUGAAGAUUAUUGAGGAAGCUGAGGAGUAUAAAGUGGGUUUCUAUGAGAAAAGGAAGCUCAAUGUUGAAACUAACAAGGUUCAAAACAGAGAAAGGGAGAAGUUGUACUUGGCUAAUCAAGAAAAUUUCCACAAAGAGGCUGACAAAAAUUACUGGAAAGCAAUUGGGGAGAUAAUUCCUCGAGAGGUUGCCAACAUUGAGAAGAAAAGAGGCAAAAAGGAUCAGGAUAAGAACCCAUCAAUCACUGUUCUCCAAGGCCCUAAGCCAGGCAAACCCACUGAUCUUUCUAGGAUGCGGCAAAUAUUGUUAAAGUUGAAACAUACACCACCAACUCACAUGAUUCCUCCUCCACCUGCACCUGUUAAAGACUCCAAAGAUGGGAAGGAUGGAAAAGAAGCAGCAACUAAACCAAAUGGAUCAGCACCAGAAAGUGCACCUGGAUCACAAGAUUCACUACCAACUGAUGCUGCCAAUAAUGGUACUGUAGAUUUACCCCAGAAAGAAGCUCCUGCCACAGAGGAGCAGUCUGCUACAUAAUUUUGUGUAUCGUACUUGAGCUCUCGCAAUCUUUCUUCUGUUCAUUUUUUCCCCUGCAUUCUUAACUUUUUUUUUGUGUUCGUUUUUUGUGCAUGUUUCUAGUUUGUAUGGCCCUUGUUUCUGCAUUUUAUUUCCAACAUUAAGAUUUUUCAUCAAUUAAAUCCAUUGUUGUCUAUUAUGACCUUGGUCAUUCAAAUGUUAUAUGGGUUUUACUUUUAAUACAUUCUUUAUAAAUAAUGAAGGGUGUGUUUUUGACUUGUA